AUGGAAAUGUUAUUGAAGAUUUGGGUAGUGAUAAUAAGUUUUAUAAGUAUAGUUCCAUUAUUCUUAAUAGCUCAAAACUCUCCAAAAGAUUAUCUUAAAGCUCACAAUGAUGAACGUGUAAAAGUUGGGGCUAAGCCACUGAAGUGGGAUCGGCAGCUUGCAUCACUUGCUCGCAAGUUUGUGAAAAAACACAUUUUUGACUGCAAGAAGGGGACUAAUGAUGCGAGCAUUGCUACUAGUACUAAAUUUGGCCAAAACGGUCUAUAUGAUGAAGAAUCCAAAUCAGGUGUUGAUGCUGUGAACUUAUGGCUGGAACAAAAAACAAACUAUGACUAUAAAUCGAACACUUGCAUUGAUGGUACCCUUAAUUGUGUUUAUUACGCUCAGAUUAUAUGGGAUGCAACUACUUCUUUAGGUUGUGCUAGAGUCAAGUGUCGCAAUUAUAGAGGCACCUUUAUUACUUGUUUUUAUUACCCUUCAUAUAAUGUUCUGGAUCAAAGCCCCUUUGUAUUUCAUUCAUUACCAAAUUAA
Molecule: messenger RNA, 531 nt
Organism: Arachis duranensis
Lineage: Eukaryota; Viridiplantae; Streptophyta; Magnoliopsida; Fabales; Fabaceae
Product: pathogenesis-related protein PRB1-3
Exons: 1
Coding region: 1-531 (176 amino acids)
Source: RefSeq, a predicted model, not a curated record